Rhagoletis pomonella (apple maggot) is the source of this 3609-nucleotide messenger RNA. RefSeq names its product ubiquitin-protein ligase E3C. The coding region runs from base 1 to 3399 and encodes 1132 amino acids. Gene Ontology annotation, molecular function: protein binding; ubiquitin protein ligase activity. NCBI's taxonomy places the organism in Eukaryota, Metazoa, Arthropoda, Insecta, Diptera, Tephritidae. The transcript is spliced from 9 exons. The record is from RefSeq and is a predicted model, not a curated record. Gene Ontology annotation, biological process: ubiquitin-dependent protein catabolic process; protein polyubiquitination.
AUGUUUGGUUUCGAUGGCGAUUACCGCAGAAGACCGGUACAAAGUUUAGGAGGUGCCUCCCAAAGCUCUGACCGCGAGACUAUUAUACGUAAGGCCCAACAUGAACGGCAAAAGCGAAAUGAGAUGCGUCUACAAAACAAUGGUGCUGUGGUACUACAAUCGCACACACGUUCUUUCAUUCAUCGCCAACGUCGCAAGCGGCUGGAGCGUGAACUAUUUGAUGAUUUCCUGCGAACGCAUCGCGAACGUGUUGUGGAUGAUGACUGUUUAUCCUACUUACUAAGACGGCUUCUAUUCUUUUAUACUAGCAGAGAAACCAAAGAUGGUAAACGAUUGAUUGAUGUUUGUCAGCACAUAUUGCGUCAGCCUGAACGUCUACUUCGAAAUUCUAGCACAGAGUUCAUUUGGCUACACCGACUAAAGAAACUGCUCGACAUUUGCAUGACACAAAUGACACUGCCAAAUACUUCUCCCGCUAUACCACUUCGUAUAUUAGAGGUCUUCACAUCAACUGCAGUUCUGGAUAGAUAUAUGGAGGAUGAGGAUCGUGUACAUGCAUACUUGCUUGUAAUUUUCAGUUUUCUGGUGAAGCAUGAGUACUUUGUACGUCUUCGAGAGUUAUUGGAGACAAAAUGUCCCCCAUUGGAUGGCGAGACCUUACACGCACCGAGCCCAUUUGCUGAUGCUAUCUUCCAACUUAUGUUGCGUCCUUUGCUGCUGAAGAACAAAAUACCGGUUAUAUACGAAGAAUUUAGUAAACAUAUUUUGGCUAAACCGUUUAGCGAUCCAAUACGAAAUUAUGUGUUGCCUUCCAUGGCAGAGUGUUCUGAUUUUCCAUUUUAUCAGUUAAUACAAAUGUUACAGCAUUUAAUAUGCUCCCAAAAGUCAGAAGAAAUGCAAGUAGAUAUAACUUCUGGAACUACUUCAUCGCCUUCGACCAUUACUGGCGCGUCCUCAUUGCCUCAUCGCGCAACGGCUCAAUCUACACUUACAGGAGAAAAUCUAGAAACGCAGCACUCUGAGUUAUUCAGUAGCUACCUUUUUAAUGCAAUUUUAAUACUUGACCGCAAACACAUAGGUUAUCUGCAUAAACAAAAUUUAGUCGGUGACUAUAUUAAAAUAAUUGCGGAGAUUUCCAGCAAAAUAUUACAAUUACCAAAAUCAACCCUUAAGCUAUCAGUAGUACACCACCAACGCACCGAUGCUGAAGAGUCCAGCGAUGAUGAAGAAGAGGAAGAAAAGUCAAGGCAAGCUCAAACGCAGAAAAAGAGCACUGACUUAGACGUAGGGCCACCAAUAUUAAGUAGCGAAGAGCAGGUGGUUCUUUUGGAGUGCAUCACUCUAUUAAACGACUCACAACGUGUACGUGUGCUUGUCGAACAAACUGAUACAUAUCUCAUCGAUACAAAGGCGUUGUACGCAUUGUGCAAAAUUUGUCAUAAUCUUAUGAUCUACAAUAAACAAGCCAUUUUCGAAUACAAACUGCUUUACACGCUGGCGUUCAUGCCAAAUAUAGUUCGUACCGUUUGGUUCACUUUGACAACGCAGUCCACCCAGCUAGGCUUCAACGCACCUCUCUCACUAAUUUCCAAGGGGGUUGUACCACAACAGAGAGGUGUUGAACAGACAAUUCCUUUACUAGCUACUUUUUGUAUGCUUUUCGGACGACUAUUACCAACAUUGCAUGAUGCGGAGUUCUGUGAUGAAAAAGAUUUGUUGGCGAAAUCGCUCCAGUCAACACUGGUAACCACAAAACAUGUUCGCCUUAUGCCAUUUUCGAUUGCCGAAAUCGUACAAUUAUCGAAGACAUUGAAAGAAAUUUCACUGGGAUUGGUAGAUUUGGCAUUUCCUGAGACGCGUUCAAACCUCAAUGAGCAUUACCGUUUUGUUUUGGGCCGUUCUGAAUCCGAUGAUAAAAAAAUGUGGCAGCAAAAACAGAUUUGGGCGAACUUGCUGAAGGUUGUUGUAUUUGUAUUGAAUCAAAUACAUACGCGGGAUCUCCGACUUGGCUUUUGUCCCGAAUCACAUUGGACAGUAAGCCGUUUAGAUUUGCCACUUGACCGGCCGACUGAUUUACCGCUGACUCGUGGAAGUCGUUUUCGCGGUAUUCGCCCAUUCCAACCAAUAAGAGACUUUACAAGGGAGGAUUUUGAAAACGGCCCACCAAUGUCCACCAAGCAAAUACGAUCUAUAACAAUUUUGAGGGAGAUUCCUUUUGUCGUGUCUUUUAGUAAACGUGUGGGAAUAUUGCAGGGACUCGUGGCAGCAGAUAAGAUGCGUGUUCAGGGUAACUACCAAGCGUUUCUACAAGGCCCGUCUAUUAUCCUAAAAGUUAGACGUUCACAUCUAUACGAGGACGCUUACGAUCGACUACGUCCUGAAAAUGAGCCCGAUUUGCGUUUAAAAUUUCGCGUUCAGUUCAUUUCAUCUCUUGGUUUAGAAGAGGCAGGCAUUGAUGGAGGUGGUGUCUUUCGGGAAUUUCUUUCCGAGCUUAUUAAAACUGCAUUUGAUCCGAAUCGCGGAUUCUUCAUGGUCACAACGGAUAAUAAAUUGUAUCCUAAUCCAGACGUUGCCGAUUUGGAACCUGAUUUUGAACGGCAUUAUUAUUUCAUUGGAAGGAUCCUCGGCAAAGCGAUUUACGAAAAUUUGCUAGUCGAGUUACCAUUAGCAGAAUUUUUCUUGACUAAACUUGCCGGCAAAUAUGCUGAUGUAGAUAUUCAUCAAUUAGCUUCGCUUGACCCAGAACUUUAUAAAAAUUUGUUAUAUCUCAAAGAUUACGAAGGUGAUGUUAGCGAAUUAAAUUUGGAUUUUACUGUGGCCAGCAAUUCUUUAGGUCAUACGCAGAUGAUUGAGUUAAAACCAAAUGGACAGAGUAUACCUGUAUCUGCAUCCAAUCGGAUUGAAUAUCUCCAACUGAUGGCUAAUUAUAAGUUGAAUGUUCAAAUACGUAAACAUUGUGUAGCAUUUAGGAGAGGUCUGUCAAAUGUAUUGCCAAUCGAGUGGCUGUACAUGUUUAGCAACAAAGAAUUGCAAAUACUAAUUUCCGGUGCUGAAAUACCUAUUGACUUGGAAGAUUUAAAGAGACAUUGCAAAUACGGUGGAGAAUAUAGUCCUGAGCAUCCAUCAAUUAUAGUUUUCUGGUCAGUUUUGGAAAGCUUCAAUGAUUUGCAACGUAGACAAUUACUUAAGUUUGUGACAAGUUGUUCGAGGCCUCCGCUUCUAGGCUUUAAGGAUUUGGAUCCACCGUUUUUCAUACAGAACGCUGGGGAUAUGGAACGCUUGCCUACAGCGAGCACCUGUACAAAUCUGUUAAAGCUCCCACCGUUCAAGACGGAAGAGCAGAUGCGAGAAAAGUUACUGUACGCUAUCCAAUCGGGAGUAGGCUUCGAGUUGAGUUAAAUUUGGAUAUGGAUACAUUUAAUGUUUUUCUAAGCAACUUUCGUUUGGAACUGAGGAGUAGUUGUAAAUAAAUGCCACAUAUUAUUGUGAACGAAAACAAAUUGGUUGGGCAAAGGUGCCAGCGUAUAGAGAAUUCUAUCUAUAAAAUAAACAGUAUAUUAUUACUAACUUACCUUAUUGGUAUGUUUGUAUAGAAUCUUAUAAGUUGAU